UGAAGAACACACUGGGACACAUCCACAAAAAUCUUUCAAAUAGAUCAGUGUUCGUCUCAUAAUUUGCACACAAUGAUAUUACUUUUAAAAUCAUAACGCUGUGUUGUCCAAAUUGCCAACUGAAUUUACCACGGAAAUCAUCUUCAUUUCCCGGUUGGUGUGGACCCAGUGUGAAAAUGAGCUCUCGGAACACAAAGAAAGCUCCAGAUGGUGGAUGGGGUUGGGCCAUUGUGUUUGCCUCUUUCAUGGGGCAGCUCCUGGCCUACGGCUCGCCCCAGUCUGUGGGUGUGCUUUACCCAGAGUGGCUCAACACCUUCCAGGACGGCAAAGGCAUGACAGCAUGGGUCGGCUCGCUUGUGUCUGGGGUUGGACUCAUUGCUAGCCCCAUCUGCAGUGCCUGUGUAGUGAACUUUGGGGCCAGACCUGUGACCAUCUUCAGCGGGGUUAUGGUGUCUGGUGGGCUUAUGCUCAGUGCUUUUGCACCCAACGUUCAGUUUCUUAUAUUCUCCUAUGGGAUAGUUGUUGGACUAGGCUGUGGACUUGUUUAUGCUGCUACUGUUACUAUCAUCUGCCAGUAUUUCGACGUCAGACGUGGUCUUGCUCUUGGCAUUGUAACAACAGGUACAAGUAUCGGAGGUUUUCUUUAUGCCACUGUGCAGAACGAGUUAAUUGCACUCUUUGGACUCGACGGCUGCCUUUUGCUUAUUGGUUGUUUUGCACUAAACAUCAUUGCGUGUGCUGGACUCAUGAGACCAUUGCAUCUACCUGCCUACUACCUCAAACAGAGAGCAGCACUGGCCGAGAAGGCUGAGGAGAAGGUUCUGGAAAAGGCCCCUGUCGUGGAGGACCCUACCAAGAAGAAUCAGCCCUUCACCAACGUGCUCAUCACAGGAGAAAUUAAAAAGUCUCCAGCUUAUGAGAGGAGCCUCCAUGCGGCAUUGGUGCAGCUCCUGAAAAAGAAACAGAAUGAGUAUUCUGAAUACUUGCACUCGACAUGUGUACUGCUUCAGAACAGGGUCUUCUCCGCCAUGUGCGUGUCUUUGUUCCUCUACUGCCUGGGAGCAUAUACCCCGCUUCUCUUCCUGGAGGAUCUGGCCCAAAGUGAGGGUCUGAUCGAUGGUAUCAGCACCAUCCCUCUGGUCUCAAUCAUGUCCAUUGCGGCUGGAGUGGGGAAGCUUCUGCUGGGUAUCACCAUGGACAUCUGCUGGAUUAACAGCAUCUUUCUCUACGCCCUCACUCUGCUGGGCAGCGGGGUGGGUCUUCUCGUGAUCCCCAUCACCAAGAACUAUGCUGGGCUGCAGGUCAUCUCAGCAGUGCUGGGAUUUUUUUCCGGGAACUGGUCCGUCAUACCGUACAUGACCACUAAGGUUGUAGGAAUGGAUCGUCUGACAGAGGCAUAUGGGAUCUUGAUGUUCUUCGGUGGAUUUAGUAUAAUGCUUGGACCACCAGUCGCAGGCUGGAUUUACGACUGGAUGCACUCUUAUGACCUGGCUUUCUACUUCAGUGGAAGCUUCGCGUUGCUGGGAGGAGCUGGUCUUUUCCUGUCCGCCUUGUCUUGCUGUAACAAAAACGAGGAUGAAACCAACACACUAAACGAAGAAUACACUGACGAAUGUGAUGCAGUGGCUACUGUGGCCUAAACACAUGACUAAGUGUUUUUUAUGUUGACAACUUAUUGUCACACUCUGUAUAUACAUAAAAAGCAGAUGCUCGCUUUUUAUGAUUAUUUUUAUUAUGGGAUUUUUACCUUGAUUCAGACAGAUAUGUGACAGGAAAUGAUGAGAGUCAUUGGGAAAUGACUUGAGCUGGAUUCAAACCUAAGCACCACAAUGCCACACAUCAGAGCAUGUGCACUACUCUAUCACUGACCCGUAAGUGUACUUUUACAGAGCACGCUACACUGAAGAAAACUAGCAAAUAAAAUAAGGAUUGUCUUUACUGAUUAGUCACGGCCUUGUUUUCAGAGGCCUCUGCAUACAAAAAUGGGUUGUACUUUAUUUACACUUAUUUUACAGUGCGUGUACUUUCAAUAGACUUUCAGUGUACUUACAAAAGAAAGUACUGAGUAAUAUUAGGUAACUACAUGUCCUUAAUAUGGGUUGAGGUUAGGGUUGGGUUCAGGGUUAGUACCUAGUAAUUAGUUGUUGUAAUUAUAUAGUAAGUAAAUGUAGAACAGUACUGUCAAAUAAAGUGCUACCCAAAAAUGUUUACUGCAAAGACUGUAAGGUGUCUUGAAAUAUGUGCAGUGCUUUGAAGUAGUAUUUGUCCCCUUCCAAAUUUCUUCUAUUUUUGUGUAUUUUACAUACUACUUUUUAAUCUUCAAACGAGAUAUAACAUAAAACAAAGGCAACCUAAGUAAACACAAAAUACAGUUUUCAAAUAUAUAUAUAUUAUAUUUUUUUAUUGAUGCAAAAACAUUAUCCAACACCUAUAUCACCCAUGUGAAAACAAACUGCCCCCUUAAACUUAAUAGCUGGUUGUGCCACCUUUAGCAGAAACAAUUGCAGCAGCAACAAACGCUGGAAUUUUGAAAGGUUAAGCCACUUCUGGAAAGGUUCACUACUGUGCCAAGUUUUCGCCAUUUGGAGAUAAUGGCUCUCGCUGUGUUUUUUUGGAGUCACAGAGCCUUUGUAAUCACUUUGUAACCCGUCCCAGACUGAUGUAUUUCAAUCACCAUUUUCCUUAUCAUUUCAUUUCUUUUCUUUCCCCCUGUAAAGUGUGCUACUGCGUGAGACCUUUUAGCCAACUUCAUGUUGCUGGAAAAAGUUAUAUUUAGGUGUUGAUUUGAUUGAACAGGGUUGGCAGUAAUCAGGCAUGGGUGUGUCUAGUCCUGCGGAACCCCAUUAUGAAUGCAGUUUCGUAGAUUUUGUGGAUUUAGUAACUGGGGGGGGGGGGCAAAUACAUUUUCACACAUGCCCAGUUGUUAUUGAAUAACUUUUUAUUUUGUGUUUACUCAGAUUGCCUUUAUGUUAGAUUUCGUUAGAAUUUUUGGAAAUAAUUUAGAAUGAGAUAUAUGCAAAAACAGAAGAAAUCAGGUUGAAGCAAAUUGUUUUUCACAGCACUGUAGAAAGUGUGUCCUGUGAGGUUCAAUCUUCACUGCCAUUUGCCAUUAACUUAAGGCCACGUCCACACUAACACGUUUUAGUUCGAAAGGGUGUUCAUUUUGCUAUGUUUACGCCUCUUAUCCACACUGGAACGGCAUUUUCCAACAGCGAAAAUGUCACCGUUACAUACAGUAUGUAACAGGACGAUUGCUAUGGGAAACAAGUAUGUGGGACCUCGUGGUACACAUACUGGUUUCCCAUAGCGUCAGCUCGACGCAGCGUCAAAGUGAACUACGAAAGGAGACUUAUGAAAAAGAUCUCACAACUGUAUAUUUUGGAAACUAUUUCAAACAAAAACGGAUUAAUGUGGAUAUGGCCAACAUAGUUUGAGAGAUGGUUGUAUUAUAUUUUUGUAAAGACAUGCAACACUACACUACAAACAAAUGUAUUUAUUUUUAUUAGUUUUUAAUAAUGUCACACCCUGAAAAGCAUUCUGCAGUAUUUGGGCAGGUGAGAAAUUUGUUGUGGGUGUUUUUGAUGUAUUUAUUUGUUUAAAUUUUUGUCUUUGUGAAAUGCUGUACCUGAUGGGUAAAACUAUUUAUACGGGUUAGGCAAGUACAGCAGUAUACUACUGUGCUUUUGUUAUUGAGGGCACAUUGGAUGUUUUUGCCUUGUUAUAAAAUAAAUCACAUUACAGGGUAAACAGUGUAAAGUGACAGAUUUGAGAAAGUUGUUUUUGUUUUGUGACAGACAGUUUUGAGUAACUUUAAAAAACAUGCAAUUUAAGCAAUAUGAUUUUGAGAUUUUUUAUUAUCAUUUGUAUACUGUACUGUUUGAAAUACAUGCUCUUAUUGACUGUUUUUACACAAUUUGCAUCAGGUUGUGUAUGUUUGUAUUUGUACUGCUUUCUGUUUGUUUGUUUUUCGAGUUAAAUUGACCUGACAAGACAUUGUUACAUUGAUAUCAUAAGUUUUUAUUAUAUUCAUAUUCUACAGUGUAGGAAGGAUUUAAAGGUGGGAUGGGACACAUUAAUCCAUGGGUCUUCUGGAAGUUUACACAAAGGAAAUGUAACUAUAACUUAAAGGGAUAGUUCACCCAAAAAAUUUAAACUCAUAAUUUACUCACCCUCAUGCCAUUCCAGAUAUGUAUGACUUUAUUUCUUCUGCUGAACACAAGAUUUGUAGAAUAAUAUCUCAGCUCUGUAGGCUCAUACAAUGCAAGUGAAUGGUGAUCAGACAUUUGAAGCUCCAAAAAGGAGAUAAAGUCAGCAUCAAGGCAAUCCAUACAACCCCAGUGGUUUAAUCAAUGUCUUCAGAAGCAAUACAGUUGGUUUUGGGUGAGAACACACCAAAGCAAACUCCUAUUUCACUGGACUCCUUCCUAUUACAGUCUCUUGGCACAAUCAUGAUUUCAAGCUCAAUUACACUUCCUAGUGCUUGAAGAAUGCACAGAGCACUAGAUGGUGCUAGAGGAAGUGUAAUCGAGCUUGAAAUCAUGAUCAACAAGGAGACUGGUGUAAAGAUGUACAGUGAAAAAAUAGUUAUAUUUCGGUUUGUUCUCACCCAAAACCAACUGUAUCACUUCAGAAGACAUUGGUUAAACCAUUGGAGUUUAUGCUGACUUGAUCUGAUUUUUGGAGCUUCAAUGGCCUAGCCACCAUCCACAAAGCUGAGAUGUUCUACCAAAAAUCUUUGUGUUCAGCAGAAGAAAGAAAGUCAUACACAUCUGGGAUGGCUUGAGGGUGAGUAAAUUCAUAAAAUUUUUUGGGUGAACUAACCCUUUAAAAAUGCAACUGCAGGUGAAACUCGAAAAAUUAGAAUAUCGUGCAAAAGUUCAUUAAUUUCAGUAAUUCAACUUAAAAGGUGAAACUAAUAUAUUAUAUAGACUCAUUACAAACAAAGUAAGAUAUUUCAAGCCUUUAUUUGAUAUCAUUUUGAUGAUUAUGGCUUACAGCUUAUGAAAACCCCAAAUACAGAAUCUCAGAAAAUUAGAAGCCAUGGGCACUGCCUCAGUGUGAUCGCUGCCCUGACAUGUGAGGCAGUGCCCAUGGCUGUCAGAAGCGGAGAGUUAAUGACCGCGUCCAGGAAUCACACAAACGCGGAAAGGCAUCUUUAUAAAGAUGCAUCUUUAAAAAGACGUUUGACGUCAAUGUGUAGGCUCUAAUAGAGAAAAUAUACUCUUUAGCAGGAAUAUACCCUCUUUUAGCACUGUCGAAGCGCCCAGGGGCGAAAAGAGAGAAAGACACCGUAUAUCCAACAGCAUACACUUCUUAAGAGGUGAAUGGAACAGCAAUAGUAUUCAGCUCACUGAUAGUACAACCGUUUGGCUCCAAAGAAAAAAUUUGAAUGGAAUUGCGUUCCAGCUCCUUUUAUACCUGUAUGUCUGUGGGAGUGGCAUGCAAAUUCCACUCCCCAAUUCUCAUUGGCCUUUUCUCAAAGAAAGGGAGGUGUUCGGGGCUCUCAAGAGCGACCCCUAGUGUCACUAUAUCGACACAAUGUUCAGUGAGUGACAGAAGGGGAACUGUAGAUUGAUAUGAUUAAUAAGUAUCAAAGUGACUGCUGGAUUCAGUUAAAUUAAAGUUAACAUUUGUAAUGUCAGCACCAUCUAAGGCCAUACUUGUGUGGGCACUUUUAUGUUCCAUAAGAUGAUUUGUACUAAAACUAACAGCUUUAUUACCAUUUAUUAUUUUUGUUAAAUUAAGGUCACAUUAAAACUGACUUGGAAUCUUCUUGGAAACAUCUUUACCUAUUAAUUUACUACUUUUCAAAUGACUUUUAUGUAUUGAUUGUAUUGUUUUACUCUUGUUACAGACACAUACUUUCAAUAUUAAACUGUGAA
Molecule: messenger RNA, 5882 nt
Organism: Xyrauchen texanus (razorback sucker)
Lineage: Eukaryota; Metazoa; Chordata; Actinopteri; Cypriniformes; Catostomidae
Product: monocarboxylate transporter 9-like
Exons: 6
Coding region: 177-1640 (487 amino acids)
Biological process (GO): monocarboxylic acid transport; transmembrane transport
Molecular function (GO): monocarboxylic acid transmembrane transporter activity
Source: RefSeq, a predicted model, not a curated record